Molecule: messenger RNA, 1251 nt
Organism: Trichosporon asahii var. asahii CBS 2479
Lineage: Eukaryota; Fungi; Basidiomycota; Tremellomycetes; Trichosporonales; Trichosporonaceae
Exons: 1
Coding region: 1-1251 (416 amino acids)
Source: RefSeq, a predicted model, not a curated record
AUGGCACGCCAUCCUUUGCCUCUGCUGCUCGUCCCCGCGGUGGCGUCCAACGUCGGUCUCGGCAAGGCGCGCACCUUCGCUACUGCCCCGCCCGUCGGCAGCGUUCCCGGCGGAGCGCAGAAUGUGCCCGUAAUCCUGCGUGCCUUCGCUCAGCUCCUCGAUGAUGACGACCUUCCCAAGCCUACCCGCUACACGCCGUACGUCCGCCGCCCGACCCGCCGGGCCGCCUCCCAGCGCACCAAGUCCCGCCUUCAGCGCCAGCAGCGCCGCUCCUGCGGUGCCUCCGUCACCUCGUGCUCGACGGAGGGCAAGAUCCGCGAGCUCGCGGCUUACUUCCCCCUCCCCUUCCAGUGCCAGGAGACUGAGGUCCCUCUCCCUCCCGUGCCCGAGGUCCUCCUCACGCCCGGCCACGUUACGACGCUGUCUCUUGCGCUUGCGCCGAGCCUCGAUGCGCUCCUCGAUCCAACGCCGCGUAUAUCGUACGCCGACGCUGAGGUCGGGGUCGCUAUCCUAGCAGGGCUCACACAAGGUCUCAUGCCGCUGCACGAAGCAUACGCUGCGGCUGGUGCUCGAAUCAUACCCCUCCUGUCGAAGCUCGACGCACUCGGCGUACUCGACCCGCGCGGCUUCCCCGCCACGACGCUCGAAGUCAGCCUCGACGCGGACGGGAACCCGGACAUCCUGAGAGUCAUCUUCGCAGAGCGCUGCGCGGAAGACGUGCGCGAGCUCCUCGGCGAUCUCGUCGACAUCGGCGUCCUCACUGAACGUGCGGUGCUCAGUGCGAACGAGGUCGACGCGAUGCGUGCGCCUUGGGGCGAGCGCUCUUCCGAGCGCCCAAAGCAGGCGCGGACGCUCAGCUACGAGCCGGAGCGCACCACCGAACUCAUCAUGCCGAGCAUGGACAUGAGCCGUGUCGACCUGAGCCAGACGAGCUACGAAUACGAGCGCUCCCAGUGGCUCAGCGAGUCCUUCCCGCCUUCCUCGGGCACGCUGACACCGGACACGCUCGAGAUCGAGAGCGUCAACAGCCCUUCCACGCCUAGUGACUGGGAGAGCUCCCCACCUGGCUCUCUCCUCGGCAGCCUUGCCAGCCUAGAGGAUCAGAGCCUCGAGAGGUCGUACGCCUGGAGCGUUUAUCCCAGCGAGAACGACAGCGUCGUUGAGAGCUGGCGCGAGGUCACCCCGACCGCGGUUCUGGAGAGGGAGGUCGAGGUCGGAUGGGUCGAGUUUGGUCUCAUGCAGUCGUGGUAG